This is a messenger RNA of Striga hermonthica, 1731 nucleotides long. The record is from the annotation of a GenBank genome assembly. Lineage: Eukaryota; Viridiplantae; Streptophyta; Magnoliopsida; Lamiales; Orobanchaceae.
AUGGAUGUAUAUGAAUCAGAGAACCCAUUGAAGAAUGGGACCACGCGCAGGGGCAGAACAAGAGAAGUUAGCUCGAGGUACAAGUCACCCAUACCCAAUGGUCAAACUCGCUGCCCAUCCCCCACUCCUAAUGUUCCAAAACGCUGCCCAUCCCCCACACGUAAUGUUCCAAAACGCUGCCCUUCACCAAACGCCACCAGCCGAACAUUAUCAUCGUCCUCUGCAGUAGCGGCCCCAAAGAGAUCCUUAUCGGCUGAGAGAAAACGCCCGUCCACACCUUCACGGCCGAAUACCCCAGUUCGUGACACAAAUGCAGAAUCAAUUUUUGCGUCAAACAAGACAGCUGGCAGUAAGCUGCCCGACUCUCUAUGGCCGUCCACUAUGCGGAGUCUCAACAGCUCCUUUCAAUCGGAUAAGAGUGAAAAAACGGCGGAUCGCACUCUGAGGCCGCCCUCGAAUGUAGCUCGUGUGGUUGAAGCCAGAAAGCCCACGCCGGAAAGAAAACGGAGCCCACUCAAGGGGAAAAAUUCUCCCGACUUGGUGGAGAAUUCAAAACCUGCCUUCGAUAUUUUACGGCAUCAAUGGCCAAGCAGAGUGAGUGGGAAAACAUCUGCAAAUCCCGUGCUAAAAGCUGAUGUUACUCUCGAUAAGACGAGCAAAAUUCCGUCUUUGUCCCGUACUAGGGUGGUCCCAACCAUCACCACGCCUCCUGUUCGGAGAUUGUCUCUUGAUGGGAUGGCAAGCAAACCUAUUCAGAAAUCCGCCAGCGACUUAUUAAUGCUAAUGUCCCGUGAUGAAAGUCGAGUGGCAGGGCUGUCUAGGAAUUCAGUUGAUGAUCGUUGGUUAAGGUCACAGAGACCCAGCUCGAGUUCAUCAGAUAGAAGCCGGCCCUCGUCACCGAAGCCGGUUUCUAGAUCACGGCCCUCAUCACCUUCAACGUCCAGAGGGGUCAGUCCCUCUCGUGCCAAGGUAGUUGGUCCUUGCAGUAGAGGGUCUAGUCCGGGUAGGGUGAGGCCGUCCAGCCCGAAAGGAAAUAAUUCCCAUAGUUCGGCUUCGGUUCUCACUUUUAUGGCGGAUAUUAAUAAGGGAAAGAAGGUUGAUCGUAACAUUGAGGAUGCCCAUCAACUGAGGCUGUUGUACAAUAGACAUUUGCAGUGGCGGUUUGCGAAUGCACGAGCUGUUGCUUUGUUGCGUUCUCAGAAAGCAAAAGCAGAGAAAAUGUUGUGUAAUGUGUGGAGAGUAAUCAUAGAUCUCUGGAGUUUGGUAAGGGAAAAGAGAUCUGACUUCCAGCAAUUGAAGCUUAAGUUGAAGGUCUACUCAGUUUUGGACAGUCAAGCAAUCUUUCUUGAAGAGUGGACUUUGUUGGAGAAGGACCAUACCAACUCUUUAACGCGGGCCAUCCAAGAUCUCGAGGCCAGCACCCUUCGUAUUCCCGUCACUGGAGGAGCAAGGGUCGAUAUUAAAACCCUGAAGGAAGCCGUGUGCUCUGCUGUUGAUGUGAUGAGCUCAAUGGGUUCCUCCUUAUGGUCCAUACUCCCAAAGGUCGAGGGGAUGAACUGGUUGGUCCUGGAGCUCGCUGAUGUGGCAGCACGCCAGAGAGCAAUGCUGGACGAGUGCGAAUCACUGUUGGGUUCUAUAGCCAAAUUGCAGGUGGAAGAAGACUGCCUCAGGACUCAUAUUCUACAAAUGAGACAAACAAUGAAAAACGGGGCACAGUCUACAUUCGAUUAA